Messenger RNA from Prunus persica (peach), 1060 nucleotides. Its product is annotated as probable NAD(P)H dehydrogenase (quinone) FQR1-like 3. The record is from RefSeq and is a predicted model, not a curated record. The transcript is spliced from 5 exons. The coding region runs from base 235 to 846 and encodes 203 amino acids. Gene Ontology annotation, molecular function: FMN binding; NAD(P)H dehydrogenase (quinone) activity. NCBI's taxonomy places the organism in Eukaryota, Viridiplantae, Streptophyta, Magnoliopsida, Rosales, Rosaceae.
AAGACAAAUCACGAUAAGGCUUCCUUCCCUUGACACGUAUAAUUAGCUCACACGUUACUAUCUACUCUCCAUCCCUCAAACUGCAGGAUUGUCCAUCAAAUUUAUCAUUAUUAGCUUUCUCCUACCUCCAGUCUCUCCAGUUCAAGGUCGCGUUUUUCGGAGAAAAAUUGUAUUAGUUUACACGCAUAGUAGUUGGAAGAUCAGGAUCAAACUCUCCUACCUGAGACUGCAGCUAUGGCUACCACCAAGAUAUACGUAGUGUACUACUCCUUACAUGGACAUGUCGAGACUAUGGCACGCGAAGUACAGCGCGGUGUUAAUGCAGUUGAAGGUGUUGAAGCAACACUUUGGCAGGUACCUGAGACACUUCCCAGUAUCAUUCUGCAGAAGGUGAAGGCCCCUCCCAAGGCAGAUGAUGUGCCGGAAAUAAGGCCUGAGCAACUUGUGGAAGCUGAUGGUUUCCUCUUCGGGUUUCCUUCUCGUUUUGGUGUGAUGGCAGCGCAGUUCAAGGCCUUCUUUGAUGCCACUCAUGAGAUAUGGGAAAAGCAAGCACUUGCUGGCAAACCUGCUGGGAUCUUCUGGAGUACUGGAUUUCAUGGGGGAGGGCAGGAGCUCACUGCAUUAACCGCCGUAACACAAUUGGCACAUCAUGGCAUGAUAUUUGUCCCUCUUGGCUACACAUUUGGAAGUGGCAUGUUUGAAAUGAGUGAGGUGAAGGGUGGAUCGUCUUAUGGCUCUGGAACUUUUGCAGCAGAUGGAUCUCGUCAACCGACGGAGAUAGAACUCCAACAGGCAUUUUACCAGGGUAAAUAUGUGGCUCAAUUUGCAAAGAAGCUCAAAAGCUAAACCCUUUUAGCAUAACAAAUACGCUUAGGCUGUGUCUGGACAGAGGCAUUUCAAGAUGUUAUAUGCUUUAUGUGGUCUCAAUAUGAAAAGAACUAUUAACCAUAAGUUGAUGAAUGAAGAGUUCAUCUCACUGCUUCCUUGAUAUUGCAAUUGUGUAAGGUUUGCAUAUGCUUGUUAUUAAUUUGGUUAAACAGUACAUACCCAUAAUCUGACA